UUGAGUGGGCUCCCAGCACAUAGACGUGCUGCUCCUAGCGUCGGCACCUUGCAAGCACAGCAGUCACCUUCCAACCUCUGCGACUCCCCCUCGCGCUCUCCUCGCUCAGUCGCAGUUAUUUUUUAGCUGGACGGAGAGGAACGGUCUCCGUCCGCUUCGGCCGUUAACGGCAUUUGAGGAGUUCUUCUUUUCCCCGACUGGAGCUUUUUUUUUUUUUUUUUGCUUUCUUUUUUUUUUUUUUUUAUGCUUCCGCUAUCCGCAGAAGAGUCUAUGAUCCACAAAAGACACGCGGUUGGUCGCUUUACAGAGCCAGAGGGCUGCCGUGCGUCCUGGUGAUGAGGCUGGUGGCGCACAGCCGACACAGCGUUAAAGGAAUCCCUCUGUAUCUGAAGAAACCGCCCCAGUAAGGGACAAGAGCUGGGGAAGAGCUGCGGGAGCUGGUGUCAGCUAGGGCGCUAUCAUUUCGACAAGAAUGCAUCUCUUCAGUGCCAUGUUCCUACUUGUGAUGUUAGCUGUCAUGCCCAGUGAGGCUCUUUACCCGAGCCCAGAAGAGGGCUGGCAGAUCUACAGCUCGGCGCAGGACGCAGAUGGGAAGUGUAUCUGUACUGUGGUCGCACCGGCCCAGAACAUGUGUAACCGCGACCCACGCAGCAGGCAGCUCCGCCAGCUCAUGGAGAAGGUGCAGAACAUUAGCCAGUCAAUGGAGGUGCUGGACCUGCGGACAUACAGAGAUCUACAGUACGUGAGGAACACUGAGAGUCUAAUGAAGGUGGUAGACGUAAAGCUAAAGGUGGCCUCUGAAAAUCCACGCAGCCUCAAUCCGAAGGGCUUUCAGGAGCUGAAAGAUAAGGUGACCCAGCUGCUGCCCCUGUUGCCAGUUCUGGAACAGUACAAGGCUGAUGCUAAGAUGAUCCUCCGCCUUCGGGAGGAGGUGAGGAACCUGUCCUUGGUGCUCAUGGCCAUCCAAGAGGAGAUGGGGGCGUACGAUUACGAGGAACUGCGCCAGAGAGUCCUGCUACUGGAAACCAGGCUCCACUCCUGCAUGCAGAAACUAGGCUGUGGGAAGCUCACCGGCGUCAGUAAUCCCAUCACAGUGCGUGCAUCCGGGUCAAGGUUCGGCUCCUGGAUGACGGACACCAUGAUACCCAGCUCAGACAACAGAGUGUGGUCUAUGGACGGUUACUUCAAGGGGCGGCGCGUCCUGGAAUACCGCACCAUGAACGAUUUCAUGAAGGGCCAGAACUUUGUGCAGCAUUUGCUCCCACACCCGUGGGCCGGCACCGGCCACGUCGUCUACAACGGCUCGCUGUACUACAACAAGUACCAGAGCAACAUCAUCAUCAAGUACCACUUCCGUUCUCGGAGCGUGCUGGUGCAGCGGAGCCUGAGCGGGGCCGGCUACAACAACACAUUUCCCUACUCCUGGGGCGGAUCCUCCGACAUCGACCUCAUGGCGGAUGAGAACGGCCUGUGGGCCGUUUACACCACCAUCCCCAACGCCGGGAACAUUGUCAUCAGCCGCCUGGAGCCCCAGAGUCUGGAGGUGCUGCAGACUUGGGACACGGGCUUCCCCAAGCGCAGCGCAGGAGAGUCGUUCAUGAUAUGCGGCACAUUAUAUGUCACCAACUCCCACCUGGCCGGUGCCAAGAUCUACUUUGCCUACUACACCAACACAUCAAGCUAUGAGUACACAGACAUCCCAUUCCACAAUCAAUACUCCCAUAUCUCCAUGAUGGACUACAACCCCAGGGAGAGGGUCCUGUAUACCUGGAACAAUGGACAUCAGGUGCUUUACAAUGUCACACUUUUCCAGGUUAUUAAGACUUCUGGGGACUGAGGGCCCCCAGUGACCCACUCGAAUACUGCUGUGGGACAAAGGGGCUGGGUGGAUGUGGGUACGUGUCGUGGGAGGUGUGGGUUGGGGGCUUCAGUGUAUGGGUAUAGGCUUGGAUUUUUUUAAAAGAAUUUCAAUCUUCAUAGAGUGCUAUUAUUCACAUUCUCAAAAAACACGCCGGCAGUAGAGUCGGUAAAGAUACAAAGACUGAGCGCUUCUGUUUUUUCUUUUCCUUUCUUUCUUUCUGUGAUGAGCAAGCAUGGUUCUUUUUAUUUGUGAUGAAAAAUAAAUAUCCUCUUUACCAUUUA
Molecule: messenger RNA, 2142 nt
Organism: Mugil cephalus (flathead mullet)
Lineage: Eukaryota; Metazoa; Chordata; Actinopteri; Mugiliformes; Mugilidae
Gene: olfm2a
Product: olfactomedin 2a
Exons: 6
Coding region: 473-1837 (454 amino acids)
Biological process (GO): signal transduction
Source: RefSeq, a predicted model, not a curated record